This is a messenger RNA of Aspergillus glaucus CBS 516.65, 673 nucleotides long. RefSeq lists its product as uncharacterized. The coding region runs from base 170 to 562 and encodes 130 amino acids. The record is from RefSeq and is a predicted model, not a curated record. The transcript has a single exon. NCBI's taxonomy places the organism in Eukaryota, Fungi, Ascomycota, Eurotiomycetes, Eurotiales, Aspergillaceae.
UACGAUAACAGCGUGCUUCCAUAUCACAACGGGAUUCUCCUCUUCAUACAUGUCGAGUAUCUUGACCAAUUCUGCUUGGCGCAGGGUCUUCCGGCAUUUUGACUCAAUUACCAGUGCUGAAUUUAAACCAGGGGCUCGGGAUCCGCUAUUCCCGGUGCACGAUUGAAGAAUGUUGGGCUGUACGAGAGCAGCCUCCAUGGUCAAACUCCAGGAUCCACGCCUUUGGCACGUCUUCAGACACAGGAUCUACCAGAACGACGCAAUUUUCACAGAGGGUAGGCCUUCUCUGGCAAAGAUAAAGGACCCUUCAUCGUGGCCAUUUGUAAGGGCCAUACAAGUCCCCUGGUUUAGGCGACAUAUACAUGCCGCGGCCAAUUUGGAUACCCUUUUUAUUCUUAUCCAGGGUGGUGGUGUUAGCACAGGCGUGUCCCUUUGCCUAGUCUUUGAUGUAGCUGCCAGUAUCUACGGAACCUGGUAUUUCAAAGGAUUGGGAGGUCAGCUUACCCCAUCGACAAAUUCUAUAACCGACCAGGGCCAUGUUCUUGUUGUGCUAUACCAAUAAAGGACCUUAAUGUCGGGGUGGAGAAAUGUGACAAAGGACACAAUGGAGGUUUUGGCGUCGGUCGAUGGUAGUCUAAAGUCCUAACAGAUGGCUUGUGAACGUCCUGUGGUU